CUUGCAAUCCCUGCUUAUUCUUGAUGUUUCUGCUUCAUCUAAUCCCAUUGUUCCAUUUUCCCACCAAACCUCCAUUUUGUCCCCAUGAAUAUCAUCUCACACAAAAGAAAGUGGAAGAAAUAAAAUCAAAGCUACAGAGUUUGGUGUGUUCAUCCAUUCUUAGGCUGAUAAUGUGUCUAAAGAUAAGUUUUUUUCAUUGUGAUCUUACUUAGAAUUCAAAAGGUUUAGAAGAAAUGGGAGGAAAGCAAGGCACUCGUCCCAAUUCGUUAAGCUUCGACGCUACAUCCGGAUUGAAGGAUCAUAUGUUGGUGAAAGGAUUCAAGAAUGACUAUGCCAAGUUCAGUGCUUAUGGUAAAGGAGCUUAUGCUGGCAAACGCCACACCUGGUGGCCUCGUAGGCAUGUGAGAUCCGUUGUCUUCACCUUCGCGUUGCUUGGAUUCUUUUUCUUGCUUGAUUCAUUCAUGUACUCCUACUUUGAUCCCACUUUCUUCAAGAAUGGCCCCACACCAGCUUAUGCACCAAGGGUAAACAAAUCUACACCAUUUCAAUUGAUUUCAUCUGCAUUUACAUUUUAUGGGCUACUUCUGUUUGUGUUGCAGGACUUAAAUGCUGAAAAUGAGGCAAAUGAAAGAGGGCCUGUCAUGUACUCCCAGCUAGUGCAGAUGGCGUCGUUUUCACUUGCAAAGAUAGACCAAGAACAAAAUGUGACCAAGUUUUGGAAGGAAACACGUCCUGAGGCAUCCGCUUGGAAGCCCUGUGCAGAUAAGAACCAGAAAAGGGACGCGAAAAACACCACCGGUUUUAUACUGGUCAGUGCAAACGGUGGCCUAAAUCAGCAGAGAGUCGCUGUGUGUAAUGCUGUGGCUGUUGCAUCACUACUAAAUGCAACAUUAGUAAUUCCAAAAUUUCUUUAUAGCAAUGUGUGGAAGGAUCCAAGCCAGUUUAGUGAUAUUUAUCAAGAGGAGACAUUUAUGAACAUGCUGAAGGAUGAUGUAGAUAUUGUAAAAGAGCUCCCUCUUCACCUGAGAUCGACUGAUUUUGAGGCCAUUGGCAGCCUAGUAACAGAUGCAGACCUUUCGAAGGAAGCAACACCUGAUGAAUACAUACGAAACAUAUCUCCAAUAUUAUCGCGUAAUGGAGUUGUUCAUUUCCUCGGAUUUGGCAAUAGGCUUGGCUUCGAAUCAGUGCCUUCUCAUCUCCAGAAACUCAGGUGCAAAUGCAACUUCCACGCCUUAAAGUUCGUACCAAAAAUACAGAAAAUCGCAGCCUUAUUGGUGAAGAGGAUAACGAAAUACGAAGCUUCAAGAAGCUUGUUGGAUAGACAGCUUCUUGGAAGCUUCAUCCCAACGGAGCGUGUUGAGGCAGCAAAUCCAUCCAAAUAUCUGGCCUUGCAUUUGAGAUUUGAAGUUGAUAUGGUGGCAUAUUCUAUGUGUAAUUUUGGAGGCGGAGAGAGAGAGAGAGCACAGCUCCAAGCAUACAGAGAGGAGCAUUUCCCUCUCCUUCUCGAGCGUUUGAAGAAAGCAAAACCGCCUUCUCCCGAAGAACUGAGGAAGAUGGGGAGAUGCCCUUUGACACCGGAAGAAGCUGCACUCGUUCUAGCUUCUCUUGGAUUCGACCAUGGAACAUACAUCUAUCUUGCAGGAUCGCAAAUCUACGGGGGCGAAUCAAGGAUGCUUCCUCUAGUCAGCCUUUAUCCUAAUCUAGUGACGAAAGAGGACCUCCUCUCACCAACUGAACUCGAACCAUUCAGGAAUUUUUCAUCUCAGCUUGCAGCAUUGGACUUCAUUGCAUGCGCCGUUUCUGAUGUGUUUGCCAUAACAGACUCCGGGAGUCAGCUGUCGUCCCUAGUGUCUGGUUUCCGGACAUAUUUUGGUGGAGGAGAUGCCCCAACGUUGAGGCCGAGCAAGAAGAGGCUGGCUGCAAUAUUGCAAGAGAACAGCACCAUCAGUUGGCAUAGUUUCGAGAAGAGAGUGAGGAAGAUGAUCGAGGAAGGUCAGAGAGUGCGUCUCAGACGACCUGGCAGAAGCAUAUAUCGACAACCUAGAUGCAGAGACUGCAUGUGCAGUGAUAAUCAAUAGUUCAUUAUUUAAACCAAUUGUCUUCAUGCCUAUUUUGAGUUGUAAUGAGAUAAAAUUUUGUGCUUGAAGACGAGAAGAAGAAAAAGAUGAUGAUGAAAUUUAUCGUUAUUGGAUUAAA
Molecule: messenger RNA, 2196 nt
Organism: Salvia splendens (bonfire salvia)
Lineage: Eukaryota; Viridiplantae; Streptophyta; Magnoliopsida; Lamiales; Lamiaceae
Product: O-fucosyltransferase 8
Exons: 9
Coding region: 234-2078 (614 amino acids)
Source: RefSeq, a predicted model, not a curated record